Molecule: messenger RNA, 2830 nt
Organism: Scylla paramamosain (green mud crab)
Lineage: Eukaryota; Metazoa; Arthropoda; Malacostraca; Decapoda; Portunidae
Product: elongation factor 1-alpha-like
Exons: 3
Coding region: 1305-2690 (461 amino acids)
Biological process (GO): translational elongation; translation
Molecular function (GO): translation elongation factor activity; GTPase activity; GTP binding
Source: RefSeq, a predicted model, not a curated record
GGGCAUUUAGGUGAACCGUGUGUUUGUGUGUGUGUGUGUGUGUGUGUGUGUGUGUACAUACGUUACCUCACUACCACCACCACCACCACCAUAUUGUACCCUCGCACUUAGCAACAUCUCCUACAUAAUAAGGAAGUGCUAUAAGUUAUACCAAUGUUGUGAGGUUGUGAAUGUUACGUUUGUUUUGAUCGGUAAGGCAGGCUGGGUGGCAGGACAGUGUUGCCACAUCUGUGUGCUAUGUGUAUGUCAGGAUGCAGGUUGCUGUGGUGAUGGUGGUGGUGAACUGGGAUGAUUCUCAGCUUGUGUGAUUAUAUUGCUUUAUGGCACGCAUAAAAUGUAAUGUAUGUACGUAUGUAUGCUUGUAUGUAUGUGCUGUUGGUGUGUGUGUGUGUGUGUGUGUGUGUGUCAUAUUACACAUCCAGUUAUUUUUAAGCUUCUUAUGCUUCUUCUUUCUCCUUUCUAAUAAUAAUAACAACAACGAAUAUCAACGUAUAAAUAUCUAAUGUUUUAAUAUGUCUGCAACAUUACCACGUGUUAUCUGAAAUUAGGAACACAGUGUAUAUACCUUUUAAGAAUAAUGAGGCUCCAUUAAUCAGGUGGACGUAAUGAUUGACAGGUGAUCUGUCAAAUAAUAAACACAAGUGCAUUUCUUUCUUUCUUUUUUUUCAUCUCUUUUUAGUUAUUAUAUCUGCAUCAUUGUCACUCGCUACUCUUCACUCUACGUCUCUGUUAUGAUUCUCUGCCUUUCCUGUAACCGCCGGGAAUACCAUGCAGGUGUUGUGCCUCCCACGAUACAUGCUUUGGGGGGGAUGAUUAAAGUGUUAUUCAACCAUAAGAACCAUUUCACCAAGACCGGCCGGUUCGAAAUACUUCUCGCGGUGACCUGCCUCGCAACUCACUCACGCUACAUUUCAGUUUAUACCAGUUACGAUUCCAAGUGUGGCGUGCAGAUAUUUCACGAUGCCGUGUAAGUGGCUCAAUAAUGAAGAAAAUAAGAGCUUAACCUUUGCACCACAUUGGAUUAAAAUGCACCGUAAGAAAAGCGAAAUUCCCGCCAGUUGAGCUUGUUGAGAGUCUGCGCGGACCAGUGACUCCACCCACCAAUCACAACUCAGAACAGCAGUGACGUAGUGAUAACAGCCAAUGGUGCCGCGCCUCCAUGUGACGUCACGCCUACGUUAGCCAAUGGAAGAGGCGGCGGAGGCUAUAUAGUAGAAACCUCCACCAGAUUCCGUCCUUUCCGUCGUAACCACUCGACGCUGGCCUGUUGCCGAGAGCCUAGACCGCAGUAAACCUCAACCAACAUGGGCAAGGAAAAGACUCACAUUUCCAUCGUGGUGGUGGGCCACGUAGACUCUGGCAAGUCCACCACCACCGGUCAUCUCAUCUACAAGUGUGGUGGCAUCGACAAGCGUACCAUUGAGAAGUUCGAGAAGGAAUCCUCCGAGAUGGGCAAGGGGUCCUUCAAGUACGCCUGGGUGCUGGACAAGCUGAAGGCCGAGCGUGAGCGUGGCAUCACCAUUGACAUCGCCCUGUGGAAGUUUGAGACCAACAGGUUCUACGUGACCAUCAUCGACGCUCCCGGGCAUCGUGACUUCAUCAAGAACAUGAUCACGGGCACCUCCCAGGCCGACUGCGCCGUGCUGAUUGUGGCGGCAGGCACGGGUGAGUUCGAGGCGGGCAUCUCCAAGAACGGGCAGACCCGCGAGCACGUGCUGCUGUGCUUCACCCUGGGCGUGAAGCAGCUCAUCGUGGCCGUCAACAAGAUGGACAGCACCGAGCCCAAGUACUCCGAGGCCAGGUUCAACGAGAUCAAGAAGGAACUGACUGCCUACGUCAAGAAGGUGGGCUACAACCCCACCAUCGUGCCCAUCCUGCCCAUCUCCGGCUUCAACGGCGACAACAUGCUGGAGAAGUCCGACAACAUGUCCUGGUGGAGCAAGCAGAAGAUCGAGCGCAAGAGUGGCAGCUAUGAGUACAUCACCCUCUUUGAUGCCCUGGACAACAUCGAGCCCCCCAGCAGACCCGUUGACAAGCCCCUGCGUCUGCCACUCCAGGAUGUCUACAAGAUUGGCGGCAUUGGCACAGUGCCCGUGGGCCGUGUGGAGACUGGCAUCCUCAAGCCUGGCAUGGUCGUGAACUUUGCCCCCACUGGCCCCACCACUGAGGUCAAAUCUGUGGAGAUGCACCACGAGGCCCUGACUGAGGCCGUGCCCGGCGACAACGUUGGCUUCAACGUGAAGAACGUGUCUGUCAAGGAGCUGAAGAGAGGUUUCGUGGCCUCUGACUCUAAGAACGACCCUGCCAAGGAGGCUGGCGACUUCACUGCUCAGGUGAUCGUGCUGAACCACCCUGGUCAGAUCCAGGCUGGCUACUCCCCCGUGCUGGACUGCCACACUGCACAUAUCGCCUGCAAGUUCGCUGAGCUGAUCCAGAAGAUCGACAGGCGUACUGGUAAGGAGAUUGAAGCCAACCCCAAGCAGAUCAAGUCUGGUGACUCUUGCAUCGUGAAGAUGGUGCCCAGCAAGCCCAUGUGCGUGGAGACCUUCCAGAAGUACGCCCCUCUGGGUCGCUUCGCCGUGCGUGACAUGAAGCAGACGGUGGCCGUCGGUGUCAUCAAGGAGGUGAACAAGAAGGAAGCCUCUGGCAAGACCACAAAGGCUGCCGAGAAGGCCCUCAAGAAGAAGUAGUAACCAGCAUCUUAGAGACAUUGAUAGGUUUACUGUGUUAUCUAGUCUUUAAGAUGUAUGGUUUUUAUAAGAAUAAAAAUGAAUGAAAGAACGGUAUUCUUCUCAACUGGCUUCUUGGAGGGAAAUAAACUUAAUUUGUA